CAGCAGAGCUGUCAGCAGUACAGUGAGGGAGGGGGACUCUGUGGGAUUUCUGCUGUCGGGGCAGAGAAGAUACGAAGCCGGGGGAUUGGGGCACAGUCGCUGGACGCGAGGGAGACCACUGGUCCGAAAGGAUGCGGCGCUUCUGAGCGGUAAAGCGGAUGGGUACAUCAGGUCAGUGUGACUUCCAGCUGAGAGCGGGUAGAGGAACAGAGAUACGACCUCAGAAACAAGCAUCUGGACCAAGAAUAAUCUGCUGGUCACCUUAAUGAAAAUGAACAUGAGUCUCAUGGAGCAAGUGACCACUGGGACUGGUAACUGAUUCCGAGGCCAAUUUCCAGGUCAAGAUUUUGCAAUGCAGAAGUCGUUUUUAUUUUCCUUAUUUUUUUAGUGUUGUUACUAUUAAACUCCUCAGAAAAAAUCUCUGGUGCUGAGCUAAGAUGCUUUCAUUCUUUUAAUGACUGCCACUGUCUUCUGGGGGAAUUAAAAAUUUCGUGGCAAUGUAUGCUUUCUACUCUUUGCUGGUCUAUAUCUUCUACACGGUCUUCAAGAAGGAGGAGUUAUCCCUAGAGGGGGAGGGACCUCACAGAGCCAGCGACCAGAAUGAUAUGGAGACGAGGCAUGUUUCCAUGGAAACACAGAGCAGAAAUGGCCACACCCCCAGUUUGGCACAAAGAGGGUUUGACAGGUCCAGUGACUCUGGGGGCAGUAGCAGUGACAGCGAUGGUCUCAGUGAUGAGGAAGAAGAUGAUGAUGAUGGCGACCAAGACCCGGGGGCUGCUGCCAGCACCCCUCUGGCCGCAUUUCUGUCUUUCAAGCAGGAAGCGGAUCGGAGGACAGGAUCCCAGGGCUCACUGGAGCACGGAGGAAAGGUCCCCGAGUCCCCGCUGGUGGUGGUGAUGUCACACCUGCUGAGCUUCCUGGAGCAGUACGCCCACCUACAGCAGCUGCAGCAGCAGGCUGAGCGGUACCGCUCUCAGCUAGAGCAGCGCCGCACCCGGCACAGGCGGCAGGUCCGGGCCCUCCGGGCCUCUUACCGCCAGCGGCUCCGGGACAAGAACAGCGUCAUCGGCAGCCUGGAGGAGGCCAUGGUGCAGCAGGCCACCCCCCGGGGGGGCGACGCAGGGGAGUACGGCCCAGAGCCUGGGUUCCAGGCUGGGCUGCACAGGCUGGUGGAGUCUCUUUGCGGCCUGCAAGGCGAGAGGAGCCGGAUGUGCGGUGAGCUGCACUCACUGCACUGUCAGCUGGAGCAGAGCGAGCAGGAGCGGCACGCGCGGGGGCAGGCCUGCCAGCAGCAGAUCGAAGAGCUGAAGAAGUGCAUUGAGGAGAGGGAGGAGGAGCUCUCCAGACUGAGGGCGGAGUCUGUGAGUUCACCACAGCAACAAGUCAUCACCGUUAAGGGUGUGACGGACUCGGAGAAGCGGGUCGUCUGCCUGACGGCCGAGAACGAGAGCCUGAAGCAGAGCCUGACCGUGACUCAGGGUCUCCUGCAGCAGUUGUCGGUCCUCCCGGCCCAGUCAAGCUCCAUGCUCCUCAAGGAGAACGAGACUCUGAGGAGCCGUGUGCAGCAGCUGGAGAGUUCCCUGCACCAGCGGGGGGAGCAGCUCUCCCGCCUGGAGCGCCACAGUGAGCAGUCCGAGUGGCAGCGAUGCGAGGAGCUCAGGAGGCGUGAGGAGAGGCUCAGGGAGCUGCAGCUGGAGCUGGACAAGGAGCGGGGCAAGGAGCCCACGGUCAAGUAUGUCACCCGGACCAUGGAGGUAGAGUCCCCAGCGACACAGAGGCAGCUGGCCGAGGCCAGGGAGAGGAACGAGCUACUGUCAGACAAGCUGUCCACUCAGAGCGAGACGUGCCGGCAGCUGGAGAAGCGGCUCAGGCUCUCCGACGUGGAGACUGCCGGUCUCCAGCAGAAGAUUGCAGCCUAUGAGGUGGAGAUAGAGAAGCUGCGGAGGGAGCUGCUGAAGGAGAUCGGCCACCUGGAGGAGCGUAAGGAAGAGGCGGUGAGAGCGGCUGCUGAGUGCUCCGAGCAGCAGCUGCAGAGCCUGCGACAGCAGUUCAUGGGCCUGCAGAAGCGUCUGGCCGCUCUCCCCCCGACCCUGCGCUCCGUGAAGACGGACUACGCCAGCCUGCGCAGCCAAGUCCGCAACUUCUCAGAUUUCUACGGGGCUGCUGUGGCGGAGGCCAAGAAACAGCUUUCUGUGGUCAUCAGUGAGAUGUCGGAGGCCAACAAGGACCUGCUGGAGAAGUACAGAAAGGAGGUGGCGCUGAGGAGGAAGUACCACGAGCAGCUGCUGGAGCUUAAAGGGAAUAUCCGCGUGCUGUGCCGCGUGAAGCCCGUCCUGAGGGAGGACCAGCAAGGGGACGGGCAGGCGGUCGUCGUGACAACAGACCCUGACAAUGAGUCGGCCAUCAUCGUGCUGCAGAAGGGGAAGAGCCGCACGUUUGAACUGGACAAGGUGUUCCAGCCUCAGGCUACUCAGGAAGAGGUUUUCCAGGAGAUCGAACCCCUCGUGACCUCCUGCAUUGACGGAUAUCAUGUCUGCAUCUUUGCUUAUGGACAGACAGGAUCUGGGAAAACAUACACCAUGGAGGGCACCGUGGAGAAUCCAGGUAUCAACCAGCGUGCUCUGAAGCAUCUCUUCAGUGAGAUGGAGGACAAGAAGGACAUGUGGACCUACUCUGUCAACGUCAGCUCAGUGGAAAUCUACAAUGAAGUUCUCAGGGAUCUGCUCAGUAAAGAUGGAGAGAAGCUGGACAUCAAGAUGAACCCAGAUGGCACUGGCCAGCUCCAUGUCCCUGGUCUUAGGGUUAUUGAGGUUAAGAACUUCAAGCACAUUAAGAAGAUUCUGGCCAUGGCAAAGCGGAACCGGAUAACUUUUGGGACCCAGAUGAACCACAACAGCUCUCGCUCCCACGCCUUGCUGACCAUCACUGUGCUGGGAACAGACCUCAUCAGUGGGGCCAAAACAUGCGGCAAGCUGAACCUGGUGGACCUGGCUGGUUCAGAGCGGGUGUGGAAGUCCGGAGCAGAGGGCGAACGCCUCAAGGAAGCCCAGAACAUCAACCGCUCCCUGCUGGCGCUGGGAGAUGUGAUCCAGGCACUGAGGGGCCGCCAGACACACGUGCCAUUCAGGAACUCCAGACUCACCUACCUGCUGCAGGAUUCCCUGGGCAAGGGCAACAAAACAGCCAUGGUGGUACAGAUUUCUGCCCUGGAGAGGAAUGUGGGGGAGACUAUGUGUUCGCUUAAGUUUGCCCAGCGGGUGUGUAAGGUGGAGCUGGGACCCGCCACACAGAAGAUCGACAGGACAGCCCUGUGCGAACAGUGCUCCUGAAUCGACCAGGGCUACCAACUGUCUUGGAGGACAACAACUGCUAGGCCUUGAAAGCAGACCUAAAAACCUCAAUACUGACUGAGCCGAUCCACCGACUCCUAGAUGGAUGGCCUGCGGAGGCCUUCCGUCAUCAUCAGUGGUUCUCCAGCAGAUGCAGGGACAGAAGCGCUCUAUCGGGAACCGAAACCUUGGCUCAGAACAAUGAGGGCGGCCAAAUGGGGAAGAGGACAACACCAAACAGCUUCACAAACCUGCAGCCUAAAAGCAGAUACUCAUGUUAAGUAGAAUAAGAAACCUCCUUUUAACACUGGUCAGCAGGGGGCGCUGUGAGUGCCGAACAUCUGGGUUCUUGCACGUCUUGGCUUUCAGAAAUGGCUGCUCCUCAGCCGACUUGCAUGCGAAGAACUUCAAUGCUGCAGCCUCAGUGCCAAAACAAGCUGCAUCACACUGGCCUGCUGUGCACCCAGACCCCCUAACAGUGAACAUUCUUGGUUUUACUGCAUUUACAGGAAACCAGGGCAGGGUUGGCUGAUCCCCACUUAAAACAGUCACAGCAGACUGCCCUGUCUUACAGCAGUUAUCGCUCUCUUGCUAUUGUGAAGGGGGCCAGCCUCUAGCAGUGAGGUACAAGAGAAUAGCAGUGGAGGUUCUGAAAUGUAAUAGCAUCAUAUAGAAGAAACGUCUGCUUAGGAAGUAACAUUUUAAUACUCUUUGCUUUUGUGAAGUUUGAGGUGCAGCAGGUGUGCAACACAAGCCAAACAUGAACCUUGGUAUAUUUGGCAUUCCUUACAUGUGAUUUUUAGCCCUUGGGAGAGAUUUAGUCAGCUAUCAUGUUACAUCUGUAGUACAGCAUUAGCCUUUAAAAACAUUCAUGAGAUUCUUUUCAACCUCAACCGAAUCCUAUAUAGAAUAAUUUUUGGGCUUUUAAAUGCAACUGCUGUUAGUCAGUGAUUAUUUGGUAUGUUUUAUUCUGGUGAAAUGAUUCUAGAGUAUAUUUAAAAGUAGUUUUAUUUAGUCGAUAAAGCCUCCCUUUAAAAUGUAUAUGUACAGUAUAUAUAUUCCUAUACACACCUGACUUGAGACAAGCUCUCCAAGUCAGCGUCCCUUGAGCCAGUCCUCCGGACCCCCAAACAGUCCUCAUGUUUGCUUCCACCUAGCUCACCCGAACCAAGUAAUUAAGUACAAACCAAUCAAGAACACCAAAUAUUAGGGGCAGCUGCUUUGAGAGCAGAGCGAGCAAAAAUGGUGACUAUCCUGGGGUCCCCAAGGACUGGGUUGAGAAACGCUGCCCUAAGUGACAUCAAAUUAAAUCUCCAGGUCUAUGACAAAAGGUAAACUCAGCGCAGAAGAGAAAGAAGCACCUUAAUGUUUAUGUGGCAGGGUGCACUGGGUAACAGGACUCUGGCUACUGCAAGGGGUGAAGCGGAACCAAAGGGACAUCCACACAUAAUCAAAGAUGCUGAACUCAAAUUAUCACCUUUUCAAAAAGUUAAAUGAGUGUCAAAUGAAAGUGUCAGCUAUGUGACCAAUGUGCCAACGAUGUAGAGAGCAAUAAACCAGUAAAAACAAAAA
Molecule: messenger RNA, 4901 nt
Organism: Paramormyrops kingsleyae
Lineage: Eukaryota; Metazoa; Chordata; Actinopteri; Osteoglossiformes; Mormyridae
Product: kinesin-like protein KIFC2
Biological process (GO): microtubule-based movement
Cellular component (GO): microtubule cytoskeleton
Molecular function (GO): microtubule motor activity; ATP binding; microtubule binding
Source: RefSeq, a predicted model, not a curated record